This is a messenger RNA of Patella vulgata (common limpet), 2117 nucleotides long. Its product is annotated as trafficking protein particle complex subunit 5. Gene Ontology annotation, biological process: endoplasmic reticulum to Golgi vesicle-mediated transport. The record is from RefSeq and is a predicted model, not a curated record. The transcript is spliced from 7 exons. Lineage: Eukaryota; Metazoa; Mollusca; Gastropoda; Patellidae. Gene Ontology annotation, cellular component: TRAPPIII protein complex; TRAPPII protein complex; TRAPPI protein complex. Bases 48 to 611 code for a protein of 187 amino acids.
GUUGACAUUUAUAUAUAAUAUUAUACCUACUAAAUGAGUCUACCAACAUGGCGGCCUUAGGAAGACAAAAAUCUAAUAUUUUAGAUAAAGGACUUGGCAAGGGAAAACCAGAGGUAAAUAUAGCAACAUAUGCUCUGUUGUUCUCUGAAAUUGUUCAAUAUUGUCAGAACCGUGUUCAAACCGUACCAGAAUUACAAAACAGAUUAUCAGAAAUGGGUCAACAUGUUGGUUCUCAUCUAUUAGACGUGUUGUUAUUAAGAGAAAAAGGUUAUAAAAGAGAACUGAAACUAUUGAAUAUGUUGCUAUUUAUUAAAUCAAAUUUAUGGAAGACAUUAUUUGGAAGAGAGGCUGACAAGCUAGAAUUAGCGAAUGAUGAUGAGAGAACUUAUUAUCUUAUAGAAAAAGAACCAAUAGUCAACAAAUUUAUUUCUAUACCUAAAGAUAAAGGAAGUUUAAAUUGUGCAGCUUUUACUGCAGGAAUACUUGAGUCUGUGUUGAAUGGAGCUAAUUUUCCAGCUAAAGUAACUGUACAUUGGCAUAAAGGAACAACUUUUAUGAUCAAAUUUGAUGAAUCUGUCAUAGCAAGAGAUAAACUUGUAGAAGGACGAUAAAUGAUUUACAAUAAGUGAACAUGGUAUUAUGCUAAUAAUUUAUUUAAAACGGAAACAAACGAUAUCAUAAACAUAGAAUCAUAGGACCUUGCUUCUACUGUGAAAUGGAAUUUCACAAGCACAGAUUUAAUGAACUCAUGAAAAUAAAUAGUUAUAUUAUUUGAUUUUUUGAGGAAUGGUUUGACCUGAAACAAAUGUAUCAUUGAAUGCUUAUUACCAUGAUUAAAAAGGCAGAACAACAUUCACAAUAAAUGCUGAGAAGUAUUAUUUAUAUAGUAAUAUUUAAGAUUAAAACCAAAAGAUUUAGGUUAAAUGAUGAUUGAUCACUGAUAUCAGUAGAGAGAAACCAAGUGUUUCUUCUGUCUCCGGCAUAAUGAUGGCAGUGUGAAAUCAAAAGAAACUAAUGUUAAUUUGAAAUUGCUGUAACUUAUGUUAAGACUGAUCGAUUAUUAGGCCAUUAGGUUUUUGGGUAAGAAAACUUUUGCUAUUUAUGUUAAGACUGAUCGAUUAUUAGGCCAUUAGGUUUUUGGGUAAGAAAACUUUUGCUAUUUAUUGUAGCAAUAUUGUAUAGUAUUACUAUACUGAGACGCCAUGAAUUUACACCAUCUUUAAAAGGCUUGGGUCUGUACAAUGCCUACAGUUCUGUGAAAGAUGCAAUGAUAUGCUAUGGUUGACAUCAGAACACAGAGAAUGUGUCAUUGCAUUAAUUGAAGAUGGUGUACAUAGUACCAAAGCCACAGGAAGCAGUAUUACAACAAGAGUGGAGAAGAAUCCCACAAACUGCCAUGGCAUGUGUGGCUGCUAGAGAUGGACACACACUUUGUUGACUUGAUUUUUACUACCCCUGUCUUCCUUUCACUGUAGGGGUUUGGAUGGCCGAAUAUUUAGCUCAUGCACGCUGUAUCAUAAGGUCUGUCAUUGAGUCAACUGGCGUGGUUUUGAUUCCCCGGUUGUACCUGACAAGGAGUAGGGUCGCCUCUCCAUCCUUGUUGGUUUUCUCCGGGUCCUCCCACUGCUAAAGACAGCCACGCGCAAGCAAAAUUAUUAAAAUGAAAUUGAACUAUAUGUUAGUCCCAAAAUGACCUAGUUUGUGUCAAUUGGACGUUAAACCCCAUUUCUCUCUCGCUGUCUCGUUUCACUAUAACAUAUAGUUGUUAUUGUCUCCAUAGGUAAAUGUCCAGCCUGCAAUCAUGCCAAAAAUCUCAUUUCAGCUGUAUUUUGUUUCUCCAGCAUUUUCAGUCAAAUAAUUGCACGUUUAUUGCAUCUCAGUAUGUUCAUAUUGUCAUUACUUUAGAAAAUACAUGGAAAUUUUGUACUUAGAAUAUUUGUUAAUUCCACACAGAGAUUAUUAUACAAAGGAUGUAGGAUUUAUUAGGCAUCUUGUUUUGUAAAUAAUGUAGUAUAAUGAACUAUUUAUUAACACCAUUAAAUGUAAUUAUCUAUCAUUAUUACAAGUUGCCCCCAAAAUUCUCUUUUACCAAUAAAAGAUAUAUGUAACCAGGAUAA